Plasmopara halstedii is the source of this 3423-nucleotide messenger RNA. RefSeq names its product voltage-gated ion channel superfamily. Lineage: Eukaryota; Oomycota; Peronosporomycetes; Peronosporales; Peronosporaceae. Gene Ontology annotation, biological process: potassium ion transport. The coding region runs from base 1 to 3423 and encodes 1140 amino acids. Gene Ontology annotation, cellular component: membrane. The transcript is spliced from 9 exons. The record is from RefSeq and is a predicted model, not a curated record.
AUGGGGAUGAUUUGCGCCAAAGGGAACGACGACAGCAAUAAGUUUACUAGCACACCACGUUGUGUGGCAGACUGGGCUCACACACAAGAACAGGUUACUUAUGCUGCCUACUUAUUGGUUGCGCUUGUGAUUUUCUCGUUGAUCUGGACAGUGGUCUCACGACGUCAGCACAAAUCGUUGCGCAAAGGCGAGCAUGGUUUCUCUCUUAAAUGUCGUCGAUGGGCGCGCACUUCUCGCACAGCUGCAAUCAUUAAUCGACCCAUUCAACUGCUAGUGUCUUUUGGCAUCCUAGGCCUCACUAUGUCUAGACUCAACUCGUAUGAAGUUACCGAGUGGUCCUACUACACAGUACUUGGGCUUUAUGUCAUUGCAUUCCUGGACGAUGUCGUGCGUUUCCUUGCUUCACGUUAUAAGCUUCUCUUUUGCUUUUCGCCCUUUACGCUACUGGAACUGCUAUGUCUCGCGUCAAAUUUUGGCGUAGGAUUUGGCCCAUUAAAAAUAAUUAAAGGAGUGCGAACGCGCACAUAUUUGGAUUUUUCGGUCAUGCGGCCAAUAUUUAUUUUAAGAAGCUACUUGGAGAUGGAGAAGCACGUGCCUAGGUCGACCAAAGGCUGGAUGAUGGUCCGUCUGGGUAUUAAAAUUUUGUUGAUGAUCAUGGUUGGCGCAUCCAUCAUGUUUUACUUCGAGACACUUGGCGAAAUGCCAUUUUUUUUAAAUAAUGGAUUUGCUCAUCUUUAUAGUUGCAGCGAUGGAUCUGUCACAAGAUAUGAGUCUUCUGAUUGCUCUGAGACAACUUGGUCCAUAAUGUUUGCUUUCUACUUCACUGUUGUGACUUUGGGUACGGUUGGUUAUGGUGACAAUGCACCUCAAACAGUGCCUAGCCGGCUUUUGGCCAUCAUGUUUAUCGUAAUGGGUAUCAUUUUAUUCUCGAUGGAAAUUGAGAAUUUAGUCAAUCUUUAUAAAUUACGUCUAAUUGGUAACCCGCCUUAUACGCCUAAGCCAGAUUCCACGCAUGUACUCAUUAUGGGUAACCCCUCAUUUAGCCAGCUCUCCACCAUACUACGAGAGCUUUUCCACGUUGAUCAUUUAAUCGAUACUGAUACGGAGCGACUUGAAGCUGUCAUACUAGGCGACCGGAAGGCAAAAUUUACAAAUCCCCUCAUCGCAAAAUUGAAAGCGGACCCCGUUUUCACAUCCCGUGUAACCUAUAUUGCCGGCGAUGCCACCCGUAAUGAAGACUUGGACAGAUCUUUGGCGGGUGAAGCACGAGCAGUCUUUGUGUUUCCAGACAAACUUACGGGCGAUGCUGUGACGGAAGAUGCGAUGAAUAUUAUGCGUGUACUUGCGGCUAAACGUUACGUGGGACCUUCUGUUCGCUUUUUAGUGAUGGUGCUGCGGGUCGAAAGUGCCCGACACAUGGUAGCUGCUGGCGUCCAUCCGGACGACAUCAUCUGCGAAAAUGUUAUUAAAAUGGGUUCGCUGGCUCAAAGUGUUGUAUCGAAUGGUAUCUCCACAAUGCUGUCAAAUUUGGGAUCAAGUUUUUCUGCUGACAUCUAUGAAGCCUCGAGAAAAAGGUUUCUCUCGGAGGUCGCAGUAAAAGGCAACGAAAAAUGUAUUGCUUCAACACCCGACGUGACCGAUAGUAUAUUGUCUGAACGAGACUGGAUCAACGAGUAUUACGCAGGUGCAGCAAAGGAAAUGUAUCUCAUACGCCUUUCAAAGAGAUAUGUUGGACUGUCAUUUUCUCGGACGGCUUCACAGAUAUUUCGAGAAACAGCAGGUACGGUCCUGCUUAUUGGAGUAGAGAUUUCUUUACUGGAGGAGGAGUCAAGCUCAAACAACAAUGAGUCGCGCGUGUUGCUAAAUCCCGGGGAAAGUUUGCUUAUGAAUGAGUGGGUUCAGUGCUACUGCAUUGCUGAUGACCUCGAUCAAGUGUACAACUCCAAAAUUUGUGCGGAGGAUGUUAGUCUGGAAGAAAUGCGGCGACCGUGCAGCAUUCCUGCAUUUAUGAGUUCGAAUGAAGACGUUUUUCAGCCGAUUACUCCAGCCAAUCGAAGCGACGAUGAUUUUUCAUGCGACGAAGUACAAAGUUUAUCGGUGUACACAGCGUGUAAGUCUCCUCACUCCGAUUUAAUGAAACAGCGCAGUAGGCUGCCAUUUCCAAGACGAAAAUCACUUGUACUGGACCGCUCACUUGAAAAUAUUGCUCACAUGUACAAGAAUUCCGAACGAGCUAUGACAAGUGACAAUCCCUAUGAGAGUUCUUACCUCCAAGCAAAAAGUUGCAAUGAUGACCCUAUGCGGCACUCAAUACCAGCUCGUGCCUUAAAGCCCCCGCCCCUUAGCAUUCUCUUAAACCCUCAACACGUUGUUAUUUGCAGCUUUCUCGGUGAGACAUCGUUGGAAAGCCUGCAAUGGUUCAUUCUACCACUUCGUAGCCCACACGCGGCAAGGCAUCCCCCGAUUACGAUAUUGAAUAACGCAGAGCCGUCAGAUAUCUUUACAAGAACUCUUUCUGCAUUUCGAGACGUGUAUUACGUGCGCGGUAGUCCCCUUGUUCAUCUGGAUUUACAACGCGCUGGAGCCAAGGCUGCAGCUGCGGUCGUGGUGCUUGGAAAACGAACAAGAAAUACUACAAAUUCUAAAUCCGUUUUAGACGCAGAGCUGGAGGUGGGAAUCGCUGAUGCUGAGGCUAUAUUCGCUACAAUGCUGGUGGAGCUCAAGAUGGACUUAUCGAAGAUUUUUACGAUUACUGAACUUGCUGAUGAAGCUAACUCGAAGUUUAUGGGCAUGUCUCUUUACCUGAAUAAGCUACAUACUGCAAUGGAUGGAACAGACGACACAAAAGCCGGAAGCUCGAUUGACUUUUCAAGUAUACAAGUGCUCAAGUUGUGGGACCAUAUCUUGCAGCACGAUGCCUUGGAGCAGAAGUUCGAGAAAGAGAUUUUUGCCCUGCCGCUCUACAUGUCGGGGCGGAUCCUACAUCCCGAGCUAUGUGAAAAUAUGGUUGUGCAGGCAUUUUUUAGUCCAUCCAUUCACAAAAUUGUUCGGCAGCUGGUUGGAGGCCCUCGAUGUACUGGAGUAAUACAUACCUUCUCUGUUCCUCAAGCACUUAGAGAGAACUGCACGUAUGCUGAGAUAUUCCACUCAUUCGCUACAUCAUAUUUUUCAGGCAUAUGUAUCGGCAUCUACCGCAUGCCAAGUCAAGCAUCAAGGAUGGCAGACCAAUCGAAAUUGCCAAUUAUUAUCACGACACCAAAAGCGAGUCUUGAAAUUUUCUGCAGUGAUCGCCUUUUCGUUUUGAUCGGAAUUCACACUCUUGAACGAGCGGCCGCCAUGAUUCAGCAGCAAUAUCGAAAAUAUAGAUGCUCUUUUGACCCGUCAUUCGCCAGCAUGAGUGCCAAGAGAAGGCAAGAAAUAUAG